Molecule: messenger RNA, 2286 nt
Organism: Aspergillus uvarum CBS 121591
Lineage: Eukaryota; Fungi; Ascomycota; Eurotiomycetes; Eurotiales; Aspergillaceae
Exons: 9
Coding region: 1-2286 (761 amino acids)
Biological process (GO): DNA-templated transcription; regulation of DNA-templated transcription
Molecular function (GO): DNA-binding transcription factor activity, RNA polymerase II-specific; DNA binding; zinc ion binding
Source: RefSeq, a predicted model, not a curated record
AUGUCCCCGAAGAGCAAGUCCCCAAAGCCUGUUCGAAAGCAUGUGACGACGGCGUGCAACCCUUGCAGAGAGGGCAAGGUGAAGUGCGACGGAGCCACUCCCACUUGCGGAAAUUGCGAGGCAAAAGCCAAGAGAUGCUCCUAUCGCCAAGUUGAUGACAGGCGCAAAAUCCCGGUACGAGUGAGCUUCGGUGUUCUGGCAAAGAGAAUCAAUCAGCUUGUUUUUUAUAUCGAAGGGCAGGGCCUGGAAAUCCCAUGCAUGGACGAGAGCGACAUUUUGAUGAUCGAAAGCAUAUUUGAUGCGCUUGGAAUGCAAUGUUAUGGUCUUGCAACUGGGAAGGAUACCUCGACCCCACUGCGGCACAUUGAUGUCGCCAAACAUGGGGAAGACGGUCCGCUUUCUCCAGGUGCAAUACCACCUCAUCAUUAUAACGCGGUUGCCGCUUCUUCCUCACCAUCCACCGGUGCAGAUCCGCAAGAGACUUUAGGCGCGCAGAACCUUGUAUCUUCAGUGGCACAGCCAGCGCAAAGCGAGCACGAAGAGGAUGAGGUCACUAAUCAGCUGUCUUGCCGAUUAGGACGGCUUCAAGUAAUGCAUGACGGACAGCUCCGGUACUACGGGUCCACCUCCAACCUCAACCUCCUGAAUAUCCUGGUCGGUGUCGCUCCGCCAUGCUCAACAAAUGCCCAGAAAGGAGCUCACGAAUCCUUGAAGAGUGCGGAGCUUGAUGUCCCAGUCGAUGAAACAUUCGAACAGCAUCUGCUGAAGCUCUACUUCACAUGGCAAGAUCCAUGUCUUCAUGUCGUGGACGAACAAGUUUUCUGGAGGUCGAGAGCACAGAAUCUGUACGAUGACUUGGAUACACCAUACUACUCUGACACCCUGGUAAAUGCUAUGUGUGCAAUCGGAGCUGCGUAUGAGCCCCGAUACCACCCGAGUCUUGUAACGUUUCCUCGAUCGCUCGCCGAAUUCUUUGGUGACCGUGCUAAAGUACUCCUUGAGUUGGAACUGGAGAAUCCGUCAUUGACCACAGUUCAAGCCUUGGUCAUCCUCGGUGGGUAUGAAGCCUCGUGUACGAGGGAUACGCGGGGCUGGCUGUACAGUGGUAUGGCUAUGCGACUGGCCUUUGAUCUUGGGCUUCAUCUGGACAUGGCUCCAUACGUGGCCAGAGACAUCAUCCCUUUGGAGGAUGCCGAAAUUCGCCGCCUGACCUUCUGGGGAGCAUAUAUGAGCGAACAGUUCUGGGGCUGGUACCUCGGCCGUCAUACUCGAAGCCCAUUGCCGGUGAUAACAGUCAAGAAGCUGGAUGGGUGCAAUGAUACAGGAGCCGAAAAGUGGGAGCCAUAUGGCUCCCCGACCGCCUCGAACAACAUAGCCGCUAUUCCAUGCACAUUAGGGAAGCUAUCCUACGAGUGGAUCUCUCUCUAUGAUCUCCCAUUGCCACUUACUGAUGUUUUAUAUGGCUGCUCUUCUAUCUCCAUACGUGAAAUGCAGGAGCUAGCAGCGGAUACAGUCAAGAAGCUCAAGUCUUGGAAGGCUGAUUUGCCAGCAGAGCUGAACUUUGACAAAUUCGAGAGUGGAGUUCAACCUCUUCCGCAUGUGCUGGCUCUAAACAUGCAAUAUUAUCAACUGAUGAUCCAUUGUCACCGUCCGUACAUCUCUCACGUUAUCCAGCCUCAGCCACCUCAGGGUCCAGGCUCAGGGCAUGCACGCAUGACGUGCAUCGAGUCGGCGAUAUCGAUAGCGAAACUCCUCGCCCUCUAUGAGCGACACUAUAGUUUCCGCCGGGCCAAUUACCUAGUUGUGUCAUUCGUCUUCUCGGCUGCACUAAUCCUUAUUUUCAUCACGGUACCUGUGAAAGGUAAUGACGAAGAUCAAGAGUUGAUGGAGCAUUUGAACACUUGCUUCCGUGCGUUGGAUGAGAUGGGCAGUCACUUCGAGAAUGCGAGACGCACGAAUACCUUUCUCACAACUCUGCAGCGCGACUGGCAGUAUAUUCGGCGAAAUACGAAGGUAUCUUUAGGGACCAAGAGGAAGUUGCCGUACUCGUUCACAACGACUGACCGUCAGACUAUGGAUCGAGAUGAGAGUCCCCUACGCUCGACACAUGAUCAGAGCUGGUCUGCAGGAGCGGUAGGCCGAACCGGAGAGCAAGCAGAUAUUGACCUUCAACACUCAACUGGUCUUCCUUCCAUCGAUGAUGGCUUGUCUUACUCUCUGGAUUUCAUGGAGUCUGGUUUGUGCAAUAUCCUUCUCAGCGAGGGGAUUCCGAGGACAUUCGAGUAG